AGUCCGGAGCCGAGGAAGCGGGCGCCUGCGCAGAAGGGAGUGGCGGUCCGCUCCCCGCCCUGCGAGCCGCGCCAGCGCAGUCGAGAAGACCGAGCGGCGACAGCGCCUGCGCGGUGGUGGCCGAGGCGGCUGGGGCUGUAGCGGCGAUGGAACCGUCGGAGCAGCUGAACGAGUUAGUGUCAGCCGAGGGCCGAAACCGGAAGGCGGUGCUGUGCCAGCGCUGCGGCUCGCGGGUGCUGCAGCCGGGGACCGCGCUCUUCUCCCGCCGGCAGCUUUUCCUUCCCUCCAUGAGAAAGAAGCCAGCUCUGGCUGACGGCAGCAAUCCUGACGGCGACCUCCUCCAGGAACACUGGCUGGUUGAUGACAUGUUCAUCUUUGAGAACGUGGGCUUCACCAAGGACGUGGGCAACAUCAAGUUCCUGGUCUGCGCAGACUGUGAAAUCGGACCGAUUGGCUGGCACUGCCUAGAUGACAAGAACAGUUUCUAUGUGGCCUUGGAACGGGUUUCCCAUGAGUAACUGAGGGGAGGGGGACUCACUCCACCCCUGCCCCAAUUAUAAAAGCUAUUCCCCACAAGGACUGGCAUUUAACCUGGUCUAACUGUUCCACUGCUGCCUUUUCUGUACUGAAAUAAGGGAUGUGACCAGCGUGUCCA
Talpa occidentalis (Iberian mole) is the source of this 655-nucleotide messenger RNA. RefSeq names its product RAB interacting factor (gene RABIF). Lineage: Eukaryota; Metazoa; Chordata; Mammalia; Eulipotyphla; Talpidae. Gene Ontology annotation, cellular component: cytosol; membrane. The transcript is spliced from 2 exons. The record is from RefSeq and is a predicted model, not a curated record. The coding region runs from base 147 to 518 and encodes 123 amino acids. Gene Ontology annotation, biological process: small GTPase-mediated signal transduction; post-Golgi vesicle-mediated transport. Gene Ontology annotation, molecular function: zinc ion binding; guanyl-nucleotide exchange factor activity.